Molecule: messenger RNA, 1203 nt
Organism: Mycosarcoma maydis (corn smut)
Lineage: Eukaryota; Fungi; Basidiomycota; Ustilaginomycetes; Ustilaginales
Product: putative ran GTPase activating protein 1
Exons: 1
Coding region: 1-1203 (400 amino acids)
Biological process (GO): activation of GTPase activity; nucleocytoplasmic transport
Cellular component (GO): nucleus; cytosol; perinuclear region of cytoplasm
Molecular function (GO): small GTPase binding; GTPase activator activity
Source: RefSeq, a predicted model, not a curated record
AUGUCCGACGAGUCCAAGAUCUUUUCACUCGUGGGACAGGGCCUAAAGCUCGAUACAAAGGCCGACAUCCAGCAACACCUCGAAAAACUCGAUCAGAUCACCGAUCUCGAAGAGAUUCACCUUGGAGGUAACACUCUUGGUGUCGAGGCAUGCCAAGCUCUGGCUGAUGUGCUGAAGAACAAAAAGACGCUCAAGAUUGCUGAUUUUGCCGACAUCUUUACAGGACGACUCAUCACCGAGAUCCCUGAUGCUCUCAGAGCCCUUUGCGAUGCUCUCACCGAUCACACUAGCCUUGUAGAGCUCAAUCUUUCCGACAAUGCCUUUGGCGGACGAUCUGCUGAGCCUAUGGUUAACUUUCUAAAAAACAACCACAGCUUUUCCGUCCUAAAGCUCAACAACAACGGUCUCGGCAUCACCGGCGGCACCAUCGUCGCCGAAGCUCUCUUCGAAGCCGCGCAGAAUCUCAAGACCAAGGGCUUGCAGUCGAAACUCCGCACCGUCAUCUGUGGACGUAAUCGCCUCGAGAACGGCUCGGCUCCCGUCUGGGCCAAGGCAUACGCAGCUCAUGGUGGUCUCACCGAGGUGCGCAUGUUCCAGAACGGUAUUCGCAUGGAAGGUAUCGAGGCCAUCAGCAAGGGCCUCGCCUCGUGUCCCAACCUCGAGGUUCUCGAUUUGCAGGACAACACUGCCACGCUCCGAGGUUCGCGCGCCAUUGCAGCUUGUCUGCCCAAGUGGCCCAAACUCAAGACACUCAACCUCUCCGACUGCCUCCUGAAGCCCAAGGGUGGUCGACUUGUGUUUGGCGCCCUCGCCGCCGGCAGCAAUCCCGCGCUCGAAACGAUCCAAGUUCAGUACUGCGAUCUCGACCGCCAGGUCCUCGACCAACUCGGAAGCGCCAUCGAGCUUCACCUGUCCAACUUGACCAAGCUCGACAUCAACGGCAACUGGGCUGACGAGGAAGACGAAUGCAUCGAAAAGAUCAAGAGCGCGCUUGCAAAGCACGGCCACGAGGAUGCUCUUCUCGAAUUGGACGAAAUGGAUCCUGAUGGCGAAGAGAGUGAGGCAGAAGAGGAGGAUGAAGACGAGGAAGAAGCUUCGGACGCGGAACCAGAGCCCAAGCCAACAUCGACUCUGACUAAAUCCGACGAGACUGACGAGCUUGCCGAUGCUCUCGCAAAGACCUCGGUAGCGGAUGAAAAGUAA